Molecule: messenger RNA, 1624 nt
Organism: Ziziphus jujuba (common jujube)
Lineage: Eukaryota; Viridiplantae; Streptophyta; Magnoliopsida; Rosales; Rhamnaceae
Product: L10-interacting MYB domain-containing protein-like
Exons: 4
Coding region: 528-1427 (299 amino acids)
Source: RefSeq, a predicted model, not a curated record
GCUUGCGAAACGUUCACCGCUCGUCGACCCACGCACACCAGCUAAUCUUCAUCGAACAGAUCUCGAAUAGUCAGCCGUGCCUUCAACAAAAACAGAUCUCUGCUGAAGUUCACCGAUCUCUGCUGAAGUUCACCGAUCAGAUUUGUUAUAAGUGCAAGUGUGGCCUAAUAGAGAGACAUGUGGACACCUUUUAUGUUUACAUGAAACCGUGUACACAUACAUACAUAUACAAACAAAAGAAAAAAAGAUAAAGGAUGGGAUGUUUUGACAUGUGUAUGUAUAUAUAUAUAUAUAUAUAUGCAUGGAGCCAAGAAAAAGUUUGUGUGGCUAAACAAAAGACAUGUGGAUACCUUUUCACAUGUUUAUAUAUAUAUAAAAAAAAAAAGAAAACAAAGCAUAUGGAACCGUGUGCUUUUAUGGAUUUUGUCCAAGUUCUACAUGUAUAUAUAUAUAUAUAUAUAUAGAGGUGGAAAUUACAUGUAUAUAAAUAUAUAUGUAGGUGGAAAUUUCUUUUGUAUAUUUGUGCGAUGUCAACUAUGGAAAAUGAUGGUGGUGAUGAUUCAACUCUAUGGAGUGCUACCAAUGAAAAGAUUUAUAUAGAUGUUAUGGUAGAUUUAAUAAACAAAGGUGGUAUGAAAGAUGGGCAGUUCAGUUCAAAGGAAUGGACUAAUAUGCUUGAAGCUCUGAAUAAUAAGUCUAAAAGAAACUACAACAUGAAGCAAAUUAAGCAGAAAUUCAAUAGGCUUCGAAGUAAGCAUCGUGAGUUUAGUGAGCUGUUGCAACAAACUGGAUUUGGUUGGGAUGCUGAAACUAAUACUGUGAAUGCUACAGAUGAAAUGUGGCAAAACUAUAUACGGGUGCAUCCUAAAGCAACGCAAUUUCGAAAGAAAGGAUGUGAGCAUUACAAGCUAUUAGGAAUUAUAUUUAACAAGUCAACUGCUACUGGAGUGUUUCGUCAUGCAUCUACUAGUGAUCCACCCAAUACUGAUGAUGAGAUGGAAUUGGAGGCUGAGAGUGCACAUGUUAACAUUAGUCGUGAUGAUCCCUUUUCUACUCUCGAUAAAUUAACAAGCAAUGUGAGGAAACGCACUGCAUCAUCUAGCUCAGAACGUAGAAGUAAAAAGGAAACUAGGUCACAACAAAUGAGUGAUGCAAUCCAAGCAUGGACUGAGACAGCAAAGGCAAAGACAGAAGUUGCUAAAGCUAAGGCAGAAAAAUAUAAAAGUUUCUAUAGUGUGGAUGAUAAUAGUAUUGGUAAUGCAAAAGAUUGUUCCAUUGCUACAUGUGUGAGCCUUCUUGAAGCAAUAGAUGGAGUUGACAAUGCUACUUAUCUUAAAGCAGUAGAAAAGUUGAGAGAGGCAGAUUGGAGAGAGAUAUUUAUCCAUAUGUCUUCGCCUAGGAAGAAGGCUUGGUUAGAUAGUCUUUAGCUAGAUUAUCAUAUAUCAUAAUUAUAUCUGUAGUGGGAUUUGAUAUAUUAGGAUUUAAUUUUUUAGAUUUUUGUAUGUUUUAUAUGUUUGGAUUUUUAUACUUUAUAUGUUUAGAUGAUAUGUUCAAAUGAAUGCUAUGUUUGCCUACACUUGGUUAAUGGUGUGCUUGAUUAUUGGAUGGUUAAAUUGUUUUAGAA